Molecule: messenger RNA, 1019 nt
Organism: Nasonia vitripennis (jewel wasp)
Lineage: Eukaryota; Metazoa; Arthropoda; Insecta; Hymenoptera; Pteromalidae
Exons: 2
Coding region: 467-805 (112 amino acids)
Source: RefSeq, a predicted model, not a curated record
AGAGGGAGAGAGAGAGAGAGACAGAGAGUUUCAAUUUAAGAUACUAACGUGGAAGAAGAACACUUGGAUCGGCGAUUCUAUUCUGUGUUGGCGCGAUGAUCGAUUUGAAAUGGAUAUAGAUCAGAAUAGUUGAUAAUAACAUAUUGCUAUCUAAUCUCUUGAGCUGAUAGUAGGACUCUCGCGAAAGAAACUGCCCGGUGUUUGAAGAUAAUAAACGAUAAAAGAACAUAUUUUUUCAAUUCGACUUCUUUCAAUGCGUAUACGCAAUAAUUUAGACGUUUGAAGUUUCAUAUUUAACUUCUUAGGAAGAUAUUAGAAUUUCCUUUUCACAUUUGUCCUCCAAGAUAACUCGAGGAACGAAUUACCGGUAUCGGUUAUAGAGAGGCAGCAGUUCUGUUGAGACAGCGGUGAAUACGUAUCGAAGCAGUAUUAUACUUGUAUAUUUUGUAAUUCCAUAGAUAUCAAAAUGGAAGAAAUCGUCAAGUACAAGUUAAAUCGCAGAGUGAAUAUGAUAGUGAAUCUGACGGAAUUAGUGGAUAAAGGAAGAGAUCUAUCAUUUGUAUUGGAACGUUACGUUGUGAGAGAAGAAUGUAUAAAGAAUAUAAAAGUUGUUGUGAAAAACAGUGCUGUGAAGGCUAUGCAAAAGCAAAGUGCGGGAAUAAUCGAGGCUUUGAAAACAAAUAAUAACAUGAAAGGAAUUUAUAAAAAUGCACAAGAAGGGCUUAUGAUCGAAGUGCAACGUUGCGAAGAUGAUGAUGUACGUUCGAAACAAUUUUGCGAUAUGUCGACAACAAUUUUAAUUUAGAAGAUGAGAGUUUUGACGAAACAAGUGUUCUGGAGCAAUUGGAAAGAAAAACUAAACCAAGUCGUAGACCUGCCAGUACAAGUAAAAAUGCAAAUACGUAGUUUGUGGAUUAAGAUAAAUGCGUAAAUAAAAUGUAUACCGACAGUGCUUCAUUUUCAAUCAAACUAUUGUAAUAGUUUUACUUUUAAAAUAAAAAGACAUCAUAUGUAGACUA